Molecule: messenger RNA, 328 nt
Organism: Symbiodinium pilosum
Lineage: Eukaryota; Dinophyceae; Suessiales; Symbiodiniaceae
Source: the annotation of a GenBank genome assembly
GCCGAAGACGGUCGGGCAUGGGUCGGUGGCUUCCUGGAAAAAGUACCUGGCUGCUAUGGGCCAUGGUUCUCUCUGGAAGUCAAGAAGUCCUGGGCUCCUUCUAGAACUCCUGAUCGCCGUUAAGCUCUGGGUCCGAGAUUCGGAGGAUAGGCAGAGCUCAAGAGUUGCGCUCAGGGGCUUCACCGAUAACCAGUCAAACGAGGCGCUAGUGAAGAAGGCUAUGACUACGAAGUAUCCUUCUUCACUGAUACUGCUUGAGCUGACGGCAGAGCUGGCCGCUAAGAAGUGCGACCUCAGUUUGACUUGGAUUCGGCGUGAAGUUCGAUAG